CGGGGCGUGGCUGGACUGGCUCGGGGCUGCGUGGGGCUCACCGAACCCGGGAACGCGGGUGUCGUGGGUGGGAACGCGUAGUCCUGGGACCGCCGAGUCUGGGCGCGGGAGAUGGCGGCGCGAUGGAGCAGCGAGAACGUGGUGGUGGAGUUCCGCGACUCCCAGGCAACUGCAAUGUCUGUGGACUGUCUGGGGCAGCAUGCAGUGCUUUCCGGCCGCCGAUUCCUAUACAUCGUCAGUCUAGAUGCCCCCUUCGAAGGUCACAGAAAGAUCUCACGCCAGAGCAAGUGGGACAUUGGAGCCGUGCAGUGGAAUCCUCAUGACAGCUUCGCGCACUAUUUUGCAGCCUCGAGCAACCAACGUGUCGACCUUUAUAAGUGGAAAGACGGCAGUGGGGAAGUCAGCACGACCUUACAAGGCCACACUCGUGUCAUCAGUGACUUGGACUGGGCAGUGUUUGAGUCAGAUCUCCUGGUCACCAGCUCUGUGGACACCUACAUCUACAUUUGGGAUAUCAAAGAUACACGGAAGCCGACCGUUGCGCUGUCUGCUGUAGCGGGUGCCUCACAGGUCAAAUGGAAUAAAAAAAACGCUAAUUGCCUUGCCACCAGUCAUGACGGGGAUGUACGGAUAUGGGACAAGCGGAAGCCCAGCACAGCAGUGGAGUAUCUCGCAGCCCACCUCUCCAAAAUCCACGGCCUGGACUGGCACCCAGACAGCGAGCACAUUCUUGCUACCUCCAGUCAAGACAACUCUGUCAAGUUCUGGGAUUACCGCCAGCCUCGGAAAUACCUCAAUAUUCUCCCUUGCCAGGUGCCUGUCUGGAAGGCCCGAUACACUCCUUUCAGCAAUGGAUUGGUGACCGUGAUGGUUCCCCAGCUGCGGAGGGAGAACAGCCUGCUCUUGUGGAAUGUCUUUGACUUGAACACGCCGGUCCAUACCUUCGUAGGCCAUGAUGAUGUGGUGCUGGAAUUCCAGUGGAGGAAACAGAAGGAAGGGUCCAAGGACUACCAACUGGUUACGUGGUCACGGGAUCAGACCCUGAGAAUGUGGCGGGUGGAUUCCCAGAUGCAGAGGCUUUGUGCAAAUGACAUCUUAGAUGGUGUUGAUGAGUUCAUUGAGAGCAUUGCUCUUCUGCCGGAACCAGAGAAGACCCUUCACACUCAGGAUACAGAUCACCAGCACAACUCCAGCCACGGGGAGGAAGAAGUCUUAAAGGAAGACCCCCCAAGCAGUCUCCUGGAAGAGAAGAAAUCAGAGCAGCUGGGCCUGCCUCAGACUCUGCAGCAGGAGUUCUCCCUGAUCAACGUGCAGAUCCGCAAUGUGAACGUGGAGAUGGACGCAGCAGACAGGAGCUGCACAGUGUCUGUGCACUGCAGCAACCACCGCGUCAAGAUGCUGGUGAAGUUCCCUGCGCAGUACCCGAACCACGCGGCCCCUUCCUUCCAGUUCAUUAACCCCACCACCAUCACAUCCACUAUGAAAGCGAAGCUGCUCAAGAUCCUGAAAGACACUUCCCUGCAAAAAGUGAAACGCAACCAGAGCUGUUUGGAGCCCUGCCUGCGCCAGCUCGUCUCCUGCCUUGAGUCUUUUGUGAACCAAGAAGACAGCGCUUCCAGCAAUCCCUUCGCGCUCCCGAACUCUGUUACGCCACCCCUACCGACAUUUGCCCGGGUGACCACCGCCUACGGGUCCUACCAGGAUGCCAAUAUUCCCUUUCCCAGGACCUCGGGGGCCAGAUUCUGCGGGGCAGGGUACCUGGUGUAUUUCACAAGGCCCAUGACGAUGCACCGAGCGGUGUCUCCGACUGAGCCUACUCCGAGGUCUCUGUCAGCUUUGUCUGCCUAUCAUACUGGCUUGAUUGCGCCCAUGAAGAUCCGCACAGAGGCCCCUGGGAACCUCCGUUUGUACAGCGGGAGCCCCACGCGCAGUGAGAAGGAGCAGGUCUCCAUCAGCUCCUUCUACUACAAGGAGCGGAAAUCAAGGAGAUGGAAAAGUAAGCGUGAGGGAUCGGACUCUGGGAAUCGACCAAUCAAGGCUGCUGGGAAAGUGAUCAUUCAGGAUAUUGCCUGCCUUCUUCCUGUUCACAAGUCAUUGGGAGAACUAUACAUAUUGAAUGUGAAUGAUAUUCAAGAAACAUGUCAGAAGAAUGCCACUUCUGCCUUGCUUGUUGGAAGGAAGGAUCUCGUCCAGGUUUGGUCGCUGGCUACAGUAGCUACGGAUCUUUGCCUCGGUCCGAAGUCUGACCCAGAUUUGGAAACACCCUGGGCUCGACAUCCAUUUGGGCGACAGCUACUGGAGUCCCUGCUGGCUCAUUACUGCCGGCUCCGGGACGUGCAGACGUUGGCUAUGCUCUGCAGUGUGUUUGAAGCCCAGUCUCGGCCGCAGGGGAUACCAAACCCCUUCGGGCCUUUUCCCAGCCGCUCAUCUAACCUUGUGGUGUCCCACAGUCGAUACCCCAGCUUUACAUCCUCUGGUUCCUGCUCGAGUAUGUCCGACCCAGGAUUCAACACUGGUGGCUGGAACAUAGUGGGAAGAGAGACAGAGCACAUAUCUUCACCCUGGGGAGAGUCCUCACCAGAAGAAAUCCGAUUUGGGAGUCUGACCUACAGUGAUCCUCGUGAGCGAGAGCGUGACCAGCACGAUAAAAAUAAAAGGCUUCUGGACCCCGCCAAUACCCAGCAAUUUGAUGACUUUAAGAAAUGCUAUGGAGAAAUCCUCUACCGCUGGGGUCUGAGGGAGAAACGAGCUGAAGUGCUGAAGUUUGUUUCCUGCCCUCCUGAUCCUCACAAAGGAAUCGAUCCUGCCGAAGUGCCUACAUAGAGCUUUUCUGUAAAGACACAACCAUGCGAGGAGAAGUAAUGUUGGCAGUAAAACUUGGGACCUGGUGGGGCAGAUAGGUUAGUGAUACCUAAUCUCACGGGGAGAAAGCUGAGCCCUGAACUGGCAGGCAGAAAAACAGCAACGCACAUGGCAGAACCCCCAGGUGGCUCAGGUACCGCGUACCUCUGCAAGUGGCAUGAAGGUGAGGUCAAAACAGGAGUAUUGUGUCAUGGCCUUUCUAGGGUCCCCAGAUCCCCACUCCUAGUUUGCAGAGCAGUUACCACCCUUCCUCUCCCCCAGCAGAAAACGGAAGUUCAUUCUCCAAAGAAGGUGGACACAUUUCCCAAUAAAGGGGCCGCCACGUAGCUAGCAUACGAAUGAGGAAAGACCCAGGAAUGUAGAGAAGAUCCUAGAAGCUUCCAGAGAGAGAAAACAGGUCACAUACAAAGGGUAGGAAUACGAAUAGCAUCACACUCCUCGGGAGCGGUGAACUAGAUACUGGAACUAGAUGACAGCAGUGCAGCAGUGCCUUCCCUGUUCUCAAGAAAAUGACCCUCUUAGAAUCUCUUAGAAUUCUAACCUAGAAUUCUGUACCCAAGUUAUCCAUCAAGUGUAAAAGUAGGCCUUCAGCCUAUCCAAGGAGGAGAAAUAGAUUCAAGCCAGGAAACCAGGGUGUUGGGAUGAUGGUGAAGGGAGAUGUACGUGACAGACCUGAAGACAGACCAGUCCAGGUUGGAGCUUCAGAGCAUUGUCUCCAAGAAGAGAAAAAAAAAUCUGUGUAUUUCAGUAUAUAUAGUGUAUUUCAGUAUUCAGUGUAUUUACAGAAGAUUCAGAUGUUUGGAGAUGAAUUAUCAAUAAGUAUGUAACUAAGCAAACAAGAAAAACAAGACUAACUCUAGGAGGAACAAAAUGUGCAAGAAAGAAAGGAAGUCAUCAUGGUACGUGGCUUGGCUUGAAUAAUAUUUACCUAGAGAAAUAAUGUGAAGACAGUGCUGAUCCAACCAACUGAUAAUAGAACCACAUGGGGAAGAUGAGGAACAGGUGGUACAUGAGUCUGGUUGGGGAGAUUGGGGAAUGAAAGAGCUUCCACCGGGGAAGGUCAAGAGACAGUGCUUAAAUAUGACAAUUAAGAAAUAGCUUUAUGAACAUGUUGUGUAGAGAUAGGGAGGUAGGAACAGAAGAAAUAGUUAAGAAUUUCCUCUAGAGGGUGAUGGAUGUGGGAGUGGAAGGGAAUGCUGCUUUUCAUAACACGAUACAUAGAAUAAUUUGACCCUUUAAGUUGUGCAAGUAUAGUUUCAAUUAAAAAAAAACCAAACUAAUAUAUAAAUACAUACAUACUAAUACAUACAUUGAAUAACAAGGAUUAUUUUAAUAUGGAGUAUCUUUUUUUUAAUUUAUUUAUUUUUUUAAAUUUUUGGUUGUGUUGGGUCUUUGUUGCUGUGCACGGGCUUUCUCUAGUUUU
Messenger RNA from Aethalodelphis obliquidens (Pacific white-sided dolphin), 4285 nucleotides. It is a transcript of the gene WDR59, whose product is annotated as WD repeat domain 59. The coding region runs from base 112 to 2823 and encodes 903 amino acids. The record is from RefSeq and is a predicted model, not a curated record. Gene Ontology annotation, cellular component: vacuolar membrane; Seh1-associated complex. NCBI's taxonomy places the organism in Eukaryota, Metazoa, Chordata, Mammalia, Artiodactyla, Delphinidae. Gene Ontology annotation, molecular function: protein binding; signaling adaptor activity. The transcript is spliced from 26 exons. Gene Ontology annotation, biological process: positive regulation of TORC1 signaling; cellular response to amino acid starvation.